This is a messenger RNA of Aspergillus pseudoviridinutans, 378 nucleotides long. RefSeq lists its product as uncharacterized. The record is from RefSeq and is a predicted model, not a curated record. The transcript has a single exon. Lineage: Eukaryota; Fungi; Ascomycota; Eurotiomycetes; Eurotiales; Aspergillaceae. The coding region runs from base 1 to 378 and encodes 125 amino acids.
AUGAAUUGGGAACGACCGGGGUUCCCAGACCCUCUGCGACGUGCUCUUCGAGAGUUCAUGAUGGACUCCUCUCCCGGGAUCGAUGAGGAGACGGGACGUGUACGCCCGGAGCCGAAUGUCCGGGAGUUCAAAGGUUGUAAACUGCGUGGUGCUUUGUACGGCGUAGUUUCCGCAGGACAAUCGAAGAUUCCUACUAAAGUACGUCUCUGUCUCCGCAAGAAUGUUUCCCAGGCCGUGAAUCGCUGCCAGCUUCAAAGGAGUCUGGUAUACCCCGUGCGUCUGGGUGGCCAGAGGAGUUGCCCAACCCGACAGCAGCUGCGGUUCCGCAAUGGGCGGACCGGAUGCCGGGAUAUGCCAUUGACCGGUUGGAAAGGGUAA